AUGCAUCCAAUCGUUUCAGUUGAUCCCGCAGAGAAACUUCUGUUUUCGCCGUCUCCUGCUUUUCGCACCAUGCCUGAUCCUAGCGCAACCAAACGACCAGUCAAGUUGACCUUCAAGCCCGCGCCAGAGCCCAGCUCUCAUACUCACUGUCCCAAGCCCAGCUCUGAACUAAAAUUCGUGCUACCCGGGACCAAGCCAGAACCUGAGGAAGUGCUGGUUGAUACGACUGCUACUCCGCAACCUUUUCUCGACCCAGAAAUUCUUACGAAAUCGUUUUGA
Messenger RNA from Clonostachys byssicola, 279 nucleotides. Lineage: Eukaryota; Fungi; Ascomycota; Sordariomycetes; Hypocreales; Bionectriaceae. The record is from the annotation of a GenBank genome assembly.